Messenger RNA from Podarcis lilfordi (Lilford's wall lizard), 293 nucleotides. Lineage: Eukaryota; Metazoa; Chordata; Lepidosauria; Squamata; Lacertidae. The record is from the annotation of a GenBank genome assembly.
AUGCUAGGCCUACCAAGCCACGCGGAAAAUGGGGCAGCCAUUCUUGUCUCAAGGACUAGCACCACUUGUAGGAGUUUUCUGAGGUAAAAUUUCCCCUUGACCACAGGUAUUUAUAUAAUAUCCUGACCUCAAAGCUUUCAAUGCUAAGCAUGACGUCCUUAUUUCCUUCCAGGUUUAGGCCCUUGGUACAGAAGACAUACUUCUGGUGGGACCACCGGUUGUUAGUAAACAUCAGCCGUGCAGAAUUGAAAUUCCGUGCGCAGCUUCCUCGAGGUGAACAUUUUUACCUGUGA